Molecule: messenger RNA, 943 nt
Organism: Aplosporella prunicola CBS 121167
Lineage: Eukaryota; Fungi; Ascomycota; Dothideomycetes; Botryosphaeriales; Aplosporellaceae
Exons: 3
Coding region: 19-738 (239 amino acids)
Biological process (GO): translation
Cellular component (GO): ribosome
Molecular function (GO): structural constituent of ribosome
Source: RefSeq, a predicted model, not a curated record
CCCCCGACCGCCGUCAAGAUGAAGCUCAACAUUUCCUACCCGGCCAACGGCUCGCAGAAGCUGAUUGAGAUCGACGAUGAGCGCAAGUUGCGCAUCUUCAUGGACCGCCGUAUGGGCCAGGAGGUUCCCGGCGACAGCGUCGGUGACGAGUUCAAGGGCUACGUCUUCAAGAUCACCGGCGGCAACGACAAGCAGGGCUUCCCCAUGAAGCAGGGUGUCAUGCACCCGACCCGUGUCAGGCUGCUCCUCGCUGACGGCCACUCCUGCUACCGUCCCCGCCGCACCGGCGAGCGCAAGAGGAAGUCGGUCCGUGGCUGCAUCGUCGCCGCCGACUUGUCCGUCCUCGCUCUCUCCAUCAUCAAGCAGGGCGAGGCCGACAUUCCCGGCCUGACCGACACCGUCCACCCCAAGCGCCUUGGCCCCAAGCGCGCCACCAAGAUCCGCCGCAUGUUCGGUCUCAGCAAGGAGGACGAUGUCCGCAAGUUCGUCAUCCGCCGCGAGGUCCAGCCCAAGGGCGAGGGCAAGAAGCCCUACACCAAGGCUCCCAAGAUCCAGCGCCUGGUCACUCCUCAGCGCCUCCAGCACAAGCGCCACAGGAUCGCGCUCAAGCGCCGCAACGCCGAGGCCCAGAAGGACGCCGCCACCGAGUACGCCAAGCUCCUCCACCAGCGCGUCGUCGAGGCCAAGUCGGCCACCGUCGAGGCCCGCAAGAGGAGGGCUUCUUCCAUGAGGAAGUAGAGUGUGGGCGUCAAGGCCGGGAAUGGAGAAUAGCCGUCAGCUUGCCGACGGUUGGCUCAAAAAGAUUAAGCAGAUGUAUCACAUUGGGUUCGGAUGAAGGCAUGGGCAUUUCGUGGAUCAAGAUCAAUCGGUUGAAUGCAGGGCGUACGCGAUCAUGGAAUGAUACAACACACCAAUGCAUAUCAACCUUGGAAGUUCAGCCGGA